Messenger RNA from Caenorhabditis elegans, 321 nucleotides. It is a transcript of the gene rgba-1, whose product is annotated as Defensin-like protein. The transcript has a single exon. Bases 1 to 321 code for a protein of 106 amino acids. The record is from RefSeq and is marked reviewed. Lineage: Eukaryota; Metazoa; Nematoda; Chromadorea; Rhabditida; Rhabditidae.
AUGUUUGGGCACUCGACUUCCUUCUGUCUUUUGGCUUUAUUUGUGCUCUCGAUGACAGUAAAUUGUAAAGAUCCUUGGUAUGACUGGAAGGUAGGCAAAGGCUUGAAUGGACGAUCAUCGUUUAUGGGAUACCAAUUUGACUCGCCACUCGAACGCAACGCUAUUAAGGGAUAUCGAUAUCUUAGUACUCGUGGUAGAGUCACAGAUUGCAAUAGCAACUGUAGAUACUAUUAUAACGCGAACUCAGGAUAUUGUGCUCCUUCACGAUCCAAUGAUUGCUCUACCUACUGCGGUUGUGGUUUUGUCUGUAGAUGUAGAUAG